GUGCACUGCGCAGUCGCGUCGCUGGCGCAAAAGUAGCAAAGCGCGUCGGUUCGCGGUUGGCGAAGAGCAAUUGCGCAUGCGUAGUUUUACGGUUGCAGUGAGGUGGGAAAGGCUAGGCUGGAGUUGAAGCCUUUGGAAGGAAGAGGCGGAAGAUGGACGAGCUUCAGUCUUCGGAGGAGACAGCAUUUGUUGUGGAUGAAGUAAGCAACAUCAUAAAAGAGGCCAUAGAAGGCACAAUAGGUGGUAACGCAUAUCUGCAUAGCAAAGUGAACCAAUGGACUACCGGUGUUGUAGAACAAAUUCUAAGUCAGCUGACAAAGCUGGGGAAACCUUUCAAAUACGUUGCACUGUGUCUUCUGGAAUUUACAGUGACAUGUGUGAUUAUGCAAAAGAAUGGUGCUGGACUUCAUACUGCAAGCUCUUGUUUCUGGGACAACUCUGCUGAUGGAACCUGCACUGUGAGAUGGGAGAACAAGACUAUGUACUGUAUUGUCAGUGCCUUUGGACUUGCAAUAUGAUUGCCUUGGACCUCUUCAGCCUUUGUAUCAUCACUUCCAUUUCAUAAGUCCACUAAAGCUGUGAAUUCAAGGAACAAUUUUGUUUUUAAAAACUUCUAACUUCUUCCAAUGAGAAAAUGGGGAAGCAGUUUCUAUGCUGUUACAUAAACACCUCAUCCCUUACCCGUGUCAAAUUACUUCCUGUCUUAACACUUUAAGGACUCUUUCUCAAGGUGCUAAAACCUGAAACGUGCUGCACUUCUUCAGCUUUGCUCCAACUGGUUUAAAUAAGACUAACUUUCACACUAUAGUUUUUUGUUAUUAAAUUAUUGAAGUUCUGAA
Messenger RNA from Rhineura floridana, 839 nucleotides. RefSeq names its product dynein light chain Tctex-type 1 (gene DYNLT1). The coding region runs from base 153 to 518 and encodes 121 amino acids. Gene Ontology annotation, cellular component: cytoplasm; cytoplasmic dynein complex. The record is from RefSeq and is a predicted model, not a curated record. Gene Ontology annotation, molecular function: dynein intermediate chain binding. Lineage: Eukaryota; Metazoa; Chordata; Lepidosauria; Squamata; Rhineuridae. The transcript has 5 exons. Gene Ontology annotation, biological process: microtubule-based movement.